Oncorhynchus mykiss (rainbow trout) is the source of this 3747-nucleotide messenger RNA. NCBI's taxonomy places the organism in Eukaryota, Metazoa, Chordata, Actinopteri, Salmoniformes, Salmonidae. The record is from RefSeq and is a predicted model, not a curated record.
GUUUGUAGAUUGAUGAGGAGAAAAAUGUAUUUAAUCCAUGUCAGAAUAAGGCUGUAACGUAACAAAAUGUUGGAAAAGGGGAAGGGGUCUGAAUACUUCCCGAAUUCACUGUAUAUUUCAAAUAGUAUGUUGAAACAAUGUUGAAAUAAACAUGUCUUCAUUUUCACACAGUCAGAAACUAUAAAUAGAUGUCUACAUUUUACAAUCAAUUAGUAAAAAGAGAUCCUCAAAUAUCACCUUCAUUAGUAACUAACCAUUGUUUUGCAAAGUUGGUUCCUGUUGAAGUGUUUGGUCCUGUUCGUAUUUGGUCAAACAGAAACACUCUGAUGAUUGGUUGACCCAAUAGAACCUUCCACAAUUUCAGCCAAUGGCUGUAAGUUACAGCUGGGGAUGGAGGAACUGUGUGCAGUCGACUGUCUGCAAUUGACUUUAUGAUCUUUGAUCAAAUGGUUGUUUUUUAAAGUUCAUGUAGGCGCAAGAUGGACACUUUUUAUCCCCAUAAUGCAUCACAAUUUGAAAAGGCGGUGACUUUUCCGCUCGAACGAGCCCAUUGCCAUAACAUGUGCAAAUACCUGUCCAAGCAUUGUAAACUCAGUCAGGUGUCAGCAACGUCUGAGCAGAGAAACGCGCCCAAAGACUGCAGGUGGGGGCAUUUAAAGAGCUAGCCCCAACCCUUUUCAGGUGAAUGAGGUGGACUGAGGUGUGGCAACCAAUAAUGCUGUGUUCGUAACCAAGUGGGAGGUCGGGAUUUUCCAAUUGUGAAGUAGUAAAUACCAGUUGAAUGGCCGUUCAUGUGGAUUUUUUUUCCCAGUCGUAUGUGGUAAGUUCCCACUUGGUUAUGAAUGCAGCGAACUGAUAACUAACCCCAGAUGUGUCAUUGGCGUUGUUUCUAAUGGGAACAAAGUUGUAAUCGUGCCUCACAUUCAUCACAUAUCGUGCCUCACAUAGUUAUCAUCUUGCUCCUUCAGCACUUCAGCAAAUCUUUCCCAAACUUCACUUUUGUGACCCUCCCGGUCUCUUUAUUUUCAACUCUCCAUUUCGCAGAUUUUCUUAAUAAAUUAAUAAACAAUUACCUGUGUGUUUGACUGAAUGACAAAAUAUUGCUGAUGUUAAGUAGUAUAAUUUUAUUUAACUCGGCAAGUCAGUUAAGAACAAAUUCUUAUUUACAAUGACGGCGUACCAAAAGGCAAAAUGCAGGACGGGAGAUAGAACAAAUAUAUAGGACCAAACACAUCACGACAAGAGAGACAACACAAUCCUACAACACGUACACUACAUAAAGAGAGACCUAAGACGACACACAUGGCAUGGCAGCAACACAUGACAACAACAUGACAGCAGCACAAGGCAUUGUACAAACAUUAUUGGGCACAGACAACAGCACAAAGAGGAAGAAGGUCGAGACAACAAUACAUCAAGCAAAGCAGCCAUAACACUGACAAUUGACGUUAUAUUGUCGAGAUUGGAGUUAAAUCCCUAACUAGGUAUUCAUUUAUUAACAUUUUAUUCAUUAAGCAGACUCAUAUCAAACAACCCUGGGCGUUGCGUGCGCCAUGCUUUACCAACUGAGCUACACGGAACUAUUCUACCAGUAUCUAUUAAUAACGUACAUAUUCAUAUGUAGCUACAGGUCUGCAUUAAACUAUUCUAACAGUAUAUAUUCAUAAUGUACAUAUUCACAUGUAGCUAUAGAUCUGCAUAUACGAAUGUUUUGGCUGUAAGAAGUCAGACAAAACAUAUUUGCUCAUCUUUAAAUAAAUAAACAAUGUAGUGAAUAUUUUUCUAAACUGCGUUACCCAUUUCAUUCAACUGACUGCGAUAUGCGACCUUCAUAUGGUGACGUCAUAUCUAAUGGACCAACACGACACCGGAAGCUGUUUCACCAACACGAAUACUGACUCAUUCAACCACCUCUUUAGCCCUGUAGCCAACAUACAACCGAAAGCAUUAAAGCUCUUUAGACCAUUUUUUGUGUAAAUUGAUCUCGGUGUUUUUAACACACCGAUCUACUAUUUAACUUAAACGUAACUUACUUGUUCAAUUUACAAAUGUGUUGAUUAUACUUAACCUAAGCUAAUCGUCAAUGCUAGCUAGCUAGCCCACCAUGAGCUCUCCAAGCUACUCUCCUCUUGCUAAAGAAGAGGUCUGCUGGACGGAGAAAGAGGGUCUGUGGCUGAACAUUGUCGUGAAAGAAGAGGGGGAGGAUGUUUCAGUAAAAGGAGAGGAAGAAGCUUUCAGAAUGAAAGAGGAGGAAGAGGAGGCUAUCAGUAUCACAUUGAAAGAAGAGGAAGAACCUUUUGGAGUGGAAGAGGAGGCUAUCUCAAUAAAAGAGGAGGAAGACGCUUGGAGAGAUGAAGAGGAGACUGAAGAUCUGAUUAACACCAGAGAGAGACCAAACUCUCAUGAUGACAGCGGGAAGAGUCCUUCAGGGAAACCAGACCCGGCGACACCCAAACCAACGAGACGACAUCAGUGCUCCCACUGUGGAAAGAGUUUUCCCUGGUUAAAGGCCCUGAAGCAGCAUAAGAAAAAACACUCUGGAGAGAAGCCUUAUCGCUGUUCUCAAUGUGGAAUGACUUUUACCUGGGCAGGAAGCCUAUGGGGGCAUAAGAGAAUACACUCCGGAGAGAAGCCUUACCACUGCUCCCACUGUGGAAAGAGUUUUAGGAAGUUAGGUGACCUGAAGGCGCAUGAGAGGACACACACAGGAGAAAAGCCCUACCAAUGCUCCCAGUGUGGAAAUAGUUUUAGCAAGCUAGGGAACCUAAAACAGCAUAAAAGAACACACUCAGGAGAAAAGCCCUACCAAUGCUCCCAGUGUGGAAAGAGUUUUAGCCAUUCAGGGAGCCUUAAAGACCACGAGAGGAGACACAGACAAGAAAAACCCUACCAAUGCUCCCUGUGUGGAAAGAGUUUUAUCAAGUUAGGGGCCCUGAAUCGGCAUGAGAGGACACACACUGGAGGGGAUAAAACGUACCACUGCUCCCUGUGUGAAAAGAGUUUUAACCGGUUAAGACAUCUGAAUAAGCAUGAAAUAAUACACACACAGGAGGAGAAGACAUACCACUGCUCACUGUGUGGAAAGACAUUUUCCCAGUCAGAGGACCUGAAAUCACAUGAGAGAAUAGAGAGGCUGUGUUCUGACUUGUGCUUUUAACUGAGAAUUAGUGUUUUUUGUUUCAUGCCACAUUAAAUCAUAUUGUUUAUGAUUUAACCUGUCUUUAUAAUACAUAACUGUACUAUAACACACACAGGAGAGAAAACCUUCCAUUGUUCUCAUUGGCUUUUGACUGAGAAUUUGUGUUUUUUGUUUUUUAUAACCCACUGUUGGGUUUAGAUUUUUAAACUUUAAAUAUUGUUAAUCAUCCGUUUUACGAGAGACAUAAGGGGUGCCAUAGUCUGGUUUCUACAACCGAAGUUAAUGGUUAUGAGGAAUGUAUAUAUGGUGGGUUCAGUUAAGCUUGGAAUGUGUUGAAUGAAGGGAGGACAAUCACAUGCUGGUGGAGAGAUGUGGAUUAGUGAGGAAGGGAGCCGAGGUCAGGUCACAAUGAAGGGAGAAGGAACAGUUUAUCACCCACGUCACUUAACUUCCUGCCUAGCAACAAAGAUGUAAUGUCUAGAGAAAAGGACGAGACUCCACCCAGAUUGGGGUAUAUAUAUACAUAUUUACACAUAUAUAUACAUACAUACAUACAGUGCCUUGCGAAAGUAUUCGGCCCCCUUGAACUUUGCAACCUUUUGCCACAU